Messenger RNA from Musa acuminata AAA Group (dessert banana), 1360 nucleotides. RefSeq lists its product as uncharacterized. The record is from RefSeq and is a predicted model, not a curated record. NCBI's taxonomy places the organism in Eukaryota, Viridiplantae, Streptophyta, Magnoliopsida, Zingiberales, Musaceae. The transcript is spliced from 10 exons. Bases 411 to 1196 code for a protein of 261 amino acids.
UUGUCGUCGUUGGGGAAAACCGCGAACAAAACGACGAAUCCCUUCUCCGACACACCCACGCAGGCAGCCUUCGCCGCUCCUCUUUCUCUUCUUUUUAUUGCCUCUCUCUCUCUGUCUCUCUGUGUCUCGUCGACUCCUUUGACUCCUCUUCCUUUAUUUGAUCCAUUCACUUCGUUCGGCGUCUAUUCUCCUUGCCCCAAAAUCGAUAGAGAAAAAGGGAGGGAGAUGGGGGUGGAGAGGAAUCACGGUGGGUGCAUGGCUGUCAGGUCGCUUCCUCCGCCCUCCAUCCCCAAGUGUUCUCACUCUGCUUCCGCCGCUAAUGCCGUUUAUCCCCUCCCAAAUCACUGGACUUCGUUCCUUCCACUGUAUGGCUAAUGAUAUGAUCACGGUACUAUAAUGUGGGUCCUCACAUGUUGCCUUCUGCAAGUCCUGGUGUCCUUGCAAAAUUUUCAGACUCUACCAUAGCCAACAAAUCGAUUACCGAUGAUCAGACAUGUGGUUCACCAAGAUGGAUUGAAAAAGGUCUUUCCUGUGUUUGUAUGAAGCGAAAAGGAACUUAUGAGCGCAUUUGCAUCAAUCUCACCCCUUUACAGGAAGAAAGGCUACAAAGGCUGAAGCAUCGUAUGAAUGUUUAUUUUGAUGCGUCGAGACGAGAACAUCAGGAAGCUCUGAGAGCUCUAUGGUAUGCAACAUAUCCCAAUAAAGAACUAAGUGGUUUAAUAUCUGACCAGUGGAAGGAAAUGGGCUGGCAGGGCAGGGACCCAUCGACUGACUUUAGGGGUGCUGGAUUUAUAUCUUUGGAGAACCUGCUGUUCUUUGCAAAAACAUUCUCUAAUUCCUUCCAGAGGUUGCUAAAUAAACAAUGUGGGAAGCGGGCCACAUGGGAAUACCCAUUUGCAGUUGCUGGUGUGAAUAUCACUUUCAUGAUUAUGCAAAUGUUAGAUCUGCAGUCCACAAAAGCAAGGACAUUUGUCAGAGCUGUUUUCAUCCAAAUGCUGUCAGAGGAUGAAUGGGCAUUCGACUUGCUUUACUGUGUAGCUUUCAUGGUCAUGGACAAGCAAUGGCUAGAGAGAAAUGCUUCUUACAUGGAAUUUAAUGAAGUUCUGAAGUCGACUCGUGCGCAGCUGGAGAGGGAGCUUCUGAUGGAUGAUGUAAUGAGGAUAGAAGACAUGCCAUCAUAUAGCCUUCUUUUAUGACUGCUUGUUAAAGACUAAGAUUUCUUGAAGUGUAAAGUUGGCUUCGUUUCUUUUAUCCACUUUCUUCACUGUUGCAAAAUAUUUCUUUUUCUCAACAACUCAAGUGAAGAAGAAUUUUUUACAUUUCAAGAAAUCAACUACUCUGGCAAAUUUUUAGUUGACAA